Molecule: messenger RNA, 909 nt
Organism: Paramecium tetraurelia
Lineage: Eukaryota; Ciliophora; Oligohymenophorea; Peniculida; Parameciidae
Exons: 3
Biological process (GO): cilium assembly
Cellular component (GO): MKS complex
Source: RefSeq, a predicted model, not a curated record
AUGAAUAAUAAAGAUUAUUUGAAAAAAUAACUGGAAUACAAAUCCAAUCUUGUAGGAUAAGGAUUCCAUACCCAAUUAGAGGACAAUAGACAUGCAUGUGUGAACAUUUUUGGCGAAAUCUUGGAGGCUUCCAAUUUUGAUAAUAGCUAAAUUUUUCUAUAAUGGAAAUUCAAAAUCCCUCCUGGAUGGGAUUUAGAUGAUAAUGAGUUAUUGGAGCUCGAUUAAAAAGAAUACGAAGAUAUAUAAUUAGAAGAAUGGAAUAGAAUAUAGUCUAUUACGCAAUAAUCGAAAGUCAAUACAAUUAAAAAUGAUGAUGGCACUAUUACAGCUAAGGCUCAUUUUUGCUUUCCCUUUGACUUACAAUUAUAAGUAGACGAAAACGAAUUGAAUUUUGGCAAAUUUCCUCAACUUCUUGUGCAAGUGAGUUCAAUGGACUCUUGGGAAAGAAAUUACAUUUAGGGGUAUGGAUUCAUUGAAAUCCCUCAUACUCCAGGAUUUCAUGAAAUUACAAUGAAAACCUAUAGACCUAACGAUGAUCUUUACACAAGAGUUUAUGAAUUCUUCUUGGGAGGAGGCACCAAAGUCAAAGACUUAGAUUCCAUUUCCAAUGCUUUCUAUUUUGACAAACAAAAUUAACCCAAAGUUUUGAAUAGAUUUCCUAUUGACACAGAGAGUUCAGGGGACAUCAAAAUAAGAGUUAAUGUCUCUAUCCAAAGAGAGUCCUAUCAAACUAUGAGUAGAAAGAAGGAUUACUAAUAAAAAAAUUAAGAAAUGAAAACAAAGUAUAGGGAAAGACUCGAGUACAUGCAAUAAUAAUAGGAAAUCUAGACUGGAUUACCCACAGCAUUAAUUAAAACAGAUAUGGGUUAUGUGAAUAGAUUUCAUACAACUAAUUUACCAUAAUAUUGA